AUGGAGAAUGCUUGUUGGCGUGGGUUUAGCUUUAUUGGAGCAUCAGAUGUCCAACCAGGAGAAAAAAGGAAAUAUACUUAUGUAGUAGAGGGUGGAGCUGUUUUAGACGGUUUUCAAAAAAUUAUUGGGCAGGGAGAACGAGGAAUGACCAUAAUUAAAAAUUUCUGUUCUGUUAACAACUCGAUAGGUUUAUGUUCCGCUGGAAUGGGUAAAAUUAUUGUUGUAGAUACACGAUUCAAAGGACAAUGCUUAAUAUAUUAUGUAAGUCUUAACAUCCUUAAUUCGUAUGGUUUAGUUCCUUUCAUACUAAAAAUUGAGAGUAAGGAGCAAUGCCUUGCUUGUUCUCGUACCUUGUAUCAUCUCAAAUCCAAGGAUUUGUCUGGAGUAGGUUCUGGAAGGUUCUGGACCGAGCCGAACCUGACCGAAGAACCGGAGAUCUUUCGGUUCGGCCUUUGGUUCGUUUCUGGAUAUCCGAACAUCUUCCAAGAAACGACUACCCUAGUCAAGAGGAGAUAA
Molecule: messenger RNA, 516 nt
Organism: Meloidogyne enterolobii
Lineage: Eukaryota; Metazoa; Nematoda; Chromadorea; Rhabditida; Meloidogynidae
Source: the annotation of a GenBank genome assembly